UUUGAUUUACUUUUUUAAAUUGUUUAAAAUCUUGGUUUUUGGCUGUUGUUGACUCUCUGCUCACCUAAGCUUGGAGCUAGUGUUGGACAGCUUGUACUAGCUGGAAGAGGAAAAAAAAGUAAAAGCAAAACCUAGAAAACAGUAGAAUGUCGCCUUGAAAAUCGAAAUGUCGAACUUGUGCGUCGGUCGUAAUUUGGGUUUGGGAAGCCUAUUCAACUUUCUAUGAAGUUUCUACUUUGAAAGGGCGUCACACAGGCUGCAAGCUGCACUGGCAGCAGUAGCAGUGUAGCAGCAUGAUUGCACCAGGCGAGCCAACAGCAUCCCCUCCGCAGCCUGGCGCUGAGGACGGUGAGGACACGAGCCCCCCACGCCCAGCGAGUCGAGAUGGCGGCGACGUGGACGAGGCCAUGGACGUGCCGGCCCCGGUGGACGCCCUCCCGGACGAGGUGCUGCUGCACGUGCUUAGCUGCGUGCCCGUGGCCGACCUGCUGCUGCGGGUGCCGCUGGUCUGCAAGCGCUUUCGCCGCCUCUGCUACGACCCGCAGGUGUGGCGCCACCAGGAGCUGCACUACCGCGCCUGCAUGUCGGACGAGGAGUUCGCCGAGCUGGUGCGCGUCGUGCCGCUGCCGCGCCUCGGCAAGCUGGACCUGACCGGGAUAACGGCCGGCAGCGUCGCCGAAAAGGCCAUCGAGAAUGCCAUCGUGGAGCCGUACAGCGCGCGGGGCCUGAAGCUGGUGCUGAGCGACGAGAUGGACUGCAGUGUGGCGGCGCAGCUGGUGGCGCGGCUGCUGGACUCGUUGACGUCGCUGCACGUCGGCGCGCUGCCCAUGAAGCGCGAGAGCUACUUCCGCCUCAUCCGCCUGGUGCGCGAGUCGACGCGGCUGCGCGAGCUGCGCCUGGCCGCCACCGUGGAGCUGCCGCUGCAGUCCGCCUACGUGUACUUCAACGACUGCAACCGCGACCACGCCGACUGGGAGUGCCACGACACUGUGGAGCGGCUGGAGCUCUGGAGCGAGGGCGGCGAGAUGUCGCUGGCCAUGCAGGCAGGGGCGUGCUGCAUCCUGCGCACCAACAAGAAGUCCCUGCGCUUCGUGAGCCACGAGUACAUGAGCAGCAAGCGGCCGCCCUCCGCGCAGGAGCGCCGCAUCAUGGACGCCGUCGGCAAGUGCGAGAGGCUGCAGGAGGCGCGUGUCUGGAGCUCCCACCGCCUCAAGGUGCUGGAGGACUGCCCGGAGCUGACCAGCCUCACACUGAGCUGUGACGGCGAGUGCGACCGACGCCUGGAGCCUGACCCACCACCACCGGAGAAUAACCAAGGCAACCAAGGAAACAAUGGGCCGCACAUCAUCAUUCAGAACUACGUGCCACAACACCUAAAUAACCAACAACAAGAUGAGCAAGUGCACCAACAUAACCCACAACAAGCCCCGGUACUAUUGCACAACUACAUGGGACACCUCAACGGCCAGCACCACUUCCUCUUCCAAGGCGACGCGCACUUCGGCCACGCAGGGCCCGUCGCCAACGGCGUCAUCGCCCUGGUCCUGCCUGGCUACGGACAGGCCGGCAACGGAGGCGUCCCCAUCGCCAUCGUGGUCCACGCCCACCUCGAUCAGAACCUGGUCCAGCCCAUCGAGCCCGGGGCGCUCAACGGGUUGCCGAUGUUCGGCGAGCCCGAGGGGCACGACUUCGCCGCCCACCCGGUGUACCAGGGCGCGGACGCCCCUGGCGCGCCCGGCCUCGUCGUCGUCACGUUUGGCGGCUUCGGCUUCGGCAUGUUCGCGGUGCACGGCGUGGUGACCUACAACGCGCCGCAGAUGGGGCUCAUCGGCUUCUUCGUGCCCCACGGCUUCCAGCUGCCGCCCAACCUGCCCGCCGGCCCGCUGGCCCACGUCGUGGUGGCGGGCGGACGCGUGGCGCUGCUGCCCGGCCCGCAGGACCACGCGCUCUACGGCCUCUACGAGAACGGCUGGGUCACGGUGCUGGGCGACGCGGGGCCCAUCAUGCUCAUCCAGGCCCAGGGCCAGGUGCACCUCGCGCUCAACUGGCUGAACAUGCUGCAGCAGGCCGUGGAGCCGCACAACCAGCCGGGUCAGGCUGGCAACGGCCCUGACAACGGCCCUGGCGACGGCCCUGGCCCCGGGGCUCAAGAUCCCCCCGACGGCGAGGGCGAGGCAGGGAACGGUCAGCAGGACCAGGAGCCUGCCCAGCAAGACCCCGCCGACCCGCCCGAAGAUCGCUUCACGUGCGUCGAACUCUUCCAGGAGAGCCCGCUGCUGCCGAGGCUGAAGAGGCUGUGCCUGCGCCUGAUGGACUGCGACAAGGUGUCUCCGCUGGGGCACGUGGCGGCCCGCUGCCCCGACUUGGAGGAGCUCACCCUGCACUGCCUCAAAACGGACAGCCACCUCAACGCCAACCUCAGCAUGCUCACCAAUCUCCGUCGCCUGACGCUGAUCGGGGUGCACUACCUCCACCCGGACUCUCUGGAGCAGUGGACUGAGAACACUUUGCCCAGCCUCGAAAGGCUGACGCUGAUCGGUGCCAACCGGAUGCCCUGCCCCUGGAAAUGCUGGGCAGCCGCAGUGAUUAGACUACGCUCCAUGCGCCCCAACCUUGUUAUUGCAGUCAAGGAGUGCAAACACUUCAGAAGUGUUUGAGCGACCGCUGCACAAAUCAUUCUUGUCUUCUUUUACUUAAUUCCACAUGUCUCAUUGUGAAUGUUAGUCCAAUAUUGUGUAUUGUAAUCGUAUGCCAUUCUCUAAAGUUAUUAAGUGUUUUUGUUUCUCAUUGACCUAUGUCACGUUCUUUCUUAUCACGUGCACUGUACUUAGUCAUAAUUUAUUUUUCUACAGUUAUAAGUAUGAAUGUUACCUGUACUGUGUAAGAUGUAAUAGUGAUAGUUAUUUUAUAUCUUUCUUUGUUUUUGUUUGUAAUUCAUAUUUCAAUGACCCUUAGAAAUUUAGACGUCUUAGUCAUCGUUCUUUGUCACUUGUUAGAUAUUAAGAAUUCGUAGUCUUGUCUUUUUGUUUCAAACAUUUUUAGGUGAGAUCAUUGAAUUUAUUGUUAUUCUGGCUGUGAGCUGACAUUGAAAAUAAACAUAUUCCAAUUCCA
Molecule: messenger RNA, 3111 nt
Organism: Thrips palmi
Lineage: Eukaryota; Metazoa; Arthropoda; Insecta; Thysanoptera; Thripidae
Exons: 5
Coding region: 294-2657 (787 amino acids)
Molecular function (GO): protein binding
Source: RefSeq, a predicted model, not a curated record